GCUGGCUGAGUGCUCUGGCCGCCGGGGGCGGGGACCGCGCAGGCGGGAAGCGUGUGAGCGGAGCCUACGUCCCCUCCAGUUCCUAGACGAGGCGGAGCUAGGUUCCCACACCAAGAAGUCUCUGAGCAGGCAGUCGGCGGCCCACCGGAUGUGGGACUGAAGUCUGCCAGAGUUUAGGGGCGCGGUGGGCGGUGCCAGGUGUUCGCUCAAGUUGGGCUUUGGACAUGAAAUUGACAACAGUGGCUCAGAAGGUUCCCAUGGAAGAAUUGUCUUGUGAUAUGGAAAUGGAAGGAUUUGUGAGAGAUGACCCCUCCUUGCUGGUUGUAGGUGGCAACUGGGAUUCUGAGAACCACAAGAGACAGCUGAGGCAAUCUGGUGUACUUCAGGAGAAACCAGAGGUUCAGGAAGCAGUUUCUGAAUAUCUUGGCUUUGGCGAGCAUUUGAGUGCAAGUUGGAGCCUUCCACUGUCUCAGAGAGUUUCUACAUUAAAUGGUUUCCAUGAGGCAGAUGCCAAAAUGUUAGACUGUGACCGAGCUUUACACAAUUACUCCAAAAAGUAUGCAAGCAAGAGAACUGGUGACAAUGAUGCCUGUGGAAAAUCCUUCCACCACUCCUUGGAAGUUACUCAGUUUGAAAGAAAUCAAAUGAGAGACAAGCCCUGUAAAUACCCUGAAAAUGUUAAAUCCAUCAACCAUUUUGCCCAAAUUGGUGAUCAAAAAAUAAUAAAAAGAGGAAAGAAACUGUAUGAAGACAAUGACUUUGGGCACAUCUUUGCCUUGAGCUCGUCUCUGAGUGAGAACAGGAGGAGUCACCUCACUGAGAAACCAUACAAAUGUACUGAAUGUGGCAAAUGCUUCAAACGCAACUCUUCUCUAGUUCUGCAUCACCGAACACACACUGGAGAGAAACCUUAUACCUGUAAUGAGUGUGGAAAAUCUUUUUCCAAGAACUACAACUUGAUUGUGCAUCAAAGGAUCCACACAGGUGAAAAGCCAUAUAAAUGCAAUAAAUGUGGGAAAGCUUUUAGUGAUGGGUCAGCUCUGACUCAGCACCAGAGGAUUCACACAGGUGAGAAGCCUUACGAAUGUCUAGAAUGUGGAAAAACCUUUAACCGAAAUUCAUCUUUGAUUUUGCAUCAAAGGACUCAUACAGGAGAGAAACCAUAUAGAUGCAAUGAGUGUGGGAAACCCUUCACUGAUAUCUCUCACCUUACUGUGCAUCUCAGAAUCCAUACAGGUGAAAAGCCCUAUGAGUGCAGUAAGUGUGGAAAGGCUUUCCGAGAUGGCUCAUACCUUACCCAGCAUGAGAGAACUCACACUGGAGAGAAGCCUUUUGAGUGUAUGGAGUGUGGGAAAUCCUUCAACCGUAAUUCUCACCUCAUUGUGCAUCAAAAAAUCCAUUCUGGGGAGAAACCUUAUGAGUGUAAAGAGUGUGGGAAGACAUUCAUUGAGAGUGCAUAUCUCAUCAGACACCAGAGGAUUCAUACUGGUGAGAAGCCCUAUGGCUGUAACCAGUGUCAGAAGCUUUUCAGAAACAUUGCCGGCCUCAUCCGGCACCAGAGGACUCAUACUGGCGAGAAGCCCUAUGAGUGUAAUCAGUGUGGCAAAGCUUUCCGGGACAGCUCCUGUCUAACCAAGCACCAGAGGAUUCACACUAAGGAAUCUCCAUACCGGUGUCUGCAGUGUGGGAAGUCCUUUAAGCAGAACUCUCAUCUGGCAGUUCAUCAGAGACUACAUAAUAGGGAGAGCCCCCACCAGUGUCCUCGGUGUGAGAAGUCAUUCAGGAGGAGCUCAUCCCUUGUUCGACAUCAGAGAGCACAUCUUGAACAGCAUCCUGUGGAAACAUAAAGAAUGCAGAUGACCAUACUUCUCCCAAUUGACUAAAAAACUGCACAAAGGUGGUGCAGCUUCAGAUGUGACUUCCUGGUCCUUAAGCUACCUAGAGAAUUGGUUAUUGUAAGACAUUCUAUAGCCUAGUUAAGCUCAUUAUUUAGGAACUGCUGGAGAAAACAUUAGAUGGUAAAUGUGAAAAAGACUUCAAGGAUCAUAAAGCCAGUCCAGUCAUGAUAGUGCAUACAUGGGAAUAAAACAUGAGAAUGUGAAGAGCACUUCCAUCAAGACAUCUACCAUUUUUCAGCAUGCCAGAAUUUGGAUGUAGUCAGUAAGUGAUCAUUAGAAGGAAACCUUUAAUAGGGAGCAUCCAUCUACUUUCUAGAAGCAAAUGCUUAUUAGAAUCAGACCUUGUGAGUGUAGUCAGGAAGAGAAGCUGUUGGAAGGAGUUUUCAACCAGCCGUUUUCUGUAUCAGCAAAGACUUCCCAGUGCACAACCCCAUAUACCACAACAACCACAGAGCUGGAGUUUGCUUGGUGGAAUUGUUUCUCUGUUAUAGUCCUCGGAGGACUCGUGGGAAACUGGACAGAACAUUUGCUACUGAAGGAAGAGUGACAGCAUCUUUGCUAAGACUAAAACCUGCUUCUAGGAUUGAAAAUGGUACUUUGAAGAAAAAUGUGUUGCUUUAGUUGUUCAAACUAUGAAAUAAUUAGUAGUUGUGUUUACCUGGCCACUUCCCUAGCCCCACUUUGUUCUUCAUUGAGGAUUUCUAAUUUAUUCUGUUCAGUCACUCUGACUUGUAAUUACAAGGGUUUUGUUGCCAUGUUGAAAAUGCUUACAAUAUGGCAAAAAGAAGCCAUAAAAUAGAUCACUCUCUUUCCUGUAAAGAUGUGUGCGCAUAUGCUUAUUAUAGCUUAGAAAUAGAUGAUAGAGAAAUAAAUCAUUAGGGUACUAGAA
Messenger RNA from Cavia porcellus (domestic guinea pig), 2787 nucleotides. It is a transcript of the gene Znf329, whose product is annotated as zinc finger protein 329. Gene Ontology annotation, molecular function: RNA polymerase II cis-regulatory region sequence-specific DNA binding; DNA-binding transcription factor activity, RNA polymerase II-specific. The record is from RefSeq and is a predicted model, not a curated record. Lineage: Eukaryota; Metazoa; Chordata; Mammalia; Rodentia; Caviidae. Gene Ontology annotation, biological process: regulation of transcription by RNA polymerase II. Bases 225 to 1847 code for a protein of 540 amino acids. The transcript is spliced from 2 exons.